GCCCGCCAUGGCCAAGCAGUACGACGUGCUGUUCCGGUUGCUGCUGCUCGGGGACUCGGGCGUGGGCAAGACCUGCCUGCUCUGCCGGUUCACCGACAACCAGUUCCACCCCGCCCACAUCUCCACCAUCGGUGUCGACUUCAAGAUGAAGACCAUCGAAGUGGAUGGGAUCAAGGUGCGGAUACAGAUCUGGGACACAGCCGGCCAGGAGCGAUACCAGACCAUCACCAAGCAGUACUACCGGCGGGCACAGGGCAUUUUCCUGGUGUACGACAUCAGCAGCGAGCGCUCCUACCAGCACAUCGUGAAGUGGGCCAGCGACGUGGAUGAGUACGCACCUGAUGGCGUCCAGAAAAUCCUCAUCGGGAACAAGGCGGACGAGGAGCACAAGAGGCAAGUGCCCAAAGAGCAAGGGCUGCAGCUGGCCAGGGAAUACGGGAUGGAUUUCUACGAGACCAGCGCCUGCAGCAACCUCAACAUCAAGGAGUCCUUCACGCGGCUGACAGAGCUGGUGCUGCAGGCGCACCGCAAAGAGCUGGACGAGCUGCGGGGGCCGCCCCGGGGGCUGCGGGGGCCGCCCCGCCCCCCCGCCCUGGCCCGCCUGGAGGAGGAUGAGCAGCAGCCCCUGGGGAGUGAGGACACCCCCAAAACCUGCUGGUGUUGAAGGCUGGGACCCCCCUGAUCCCCCUCCCCAGGGUGUGUCGGGGGGCAUGGUAGGGGCAGGACUGGGGCAACCCCCAUGGAGUGGGGGUCAACACGGGACACCCCCAGGGACAGGGGUGAUGGGAAGGUGGCAAGGGGGGGGGCCCUCAUCCUGGCACCUGUGCCCCCCUAGGUUUGCAGGUCGGGUGGGGGCUGUCCAGGCACUGUGUGCCCAGCCUGUGCCACCCCAUGCCUGUGGGACCCCCGGUUUUACACAAUGGUUUGCAGAAUAAAGGUGAUG
Molecule: messenger RNA, 943 nt
Organism: Ficedula albicollis (Collared flycatcher)
Lineage: Eukaryota; Metazoa; Chordata; Aves; Passeriformes; Muscicapidae
Gene: RAB15
Product: RAB15, member RAS oncogene family
Exons: 8
Coding region: 8-664 (218 amino acids)
Biological process (GO): Rab protein signal transduction
Molecular function (GO): GTP binding; GTPase activity
Source: RefSeq, a predicted model, not a curated record